AUGCUCCGCGGCGCCCGGCCGGGCGGCAGGCGGCUCGGCGACCGUCGGCGAGGCCGGGGCAGCGCGGCCGCGAGGCACCUUUUGAAAAUGAACAAGAGCAGCUCUGACUUGGAGAAAGGGAGCCAGGGCUCCGCGGAGAGCCUCAGCCCGUCCUUCAGGAGCGUCCACGUCAGCUUCACCACGGGCUCCACGGACAGCCUGGCCUCGGACUCCAGGGCCGGCAGUGAUGGAGGCCCGUCGUCUGAGCCGCCUCACUCGCCCACCAGCAGCGGGAAGAAGCUCUUUGCUCCCGUCCCGUUCCCUUCGGGCUCCACGGAGGACGUGUCCCGCAGCAGCCCCCUGCAGCCACCGCCCCUGCCCCAGAAGAAGCUAGUGAGCCGGGCGGCCUCCUCGCCAGACGGCUUCUUCUGGACCCAGGGCUCCCCCAAGCCCAGAGCGGCCAGCCCCAAGCUGAACCUCAGCCACUCGGAGAUCAACGUCCGCACACACGAGGAGCCCCCCUUCGGCUUCUCCUCCAGCCACGGCAGCCGCCACCAUCACGCCUUCUCCUCGGAGCCCCUGGAGAGAGCGUUCAAGGGCAACGGCCACUGGGUCCCGGCUCCGGGGCUGGCGGGCGGCCGAAGCGGCAGCGGGAGCCCCAACCUGCAGGGCCGGGGGGUGCCCUUGGCCUCCUCCUCCUCCCAGCUGAGCGUGGCCAGCCAGGCCUCCACCGGCAGCAACCAGCUGCAGCUGCACAGCCUGCUGAGCAGCAUCAGCAGCAGGGAGGGCACCCACACCAAGCUGGUGGGGCUCUACGCCCAGUCCCUGGUCCGCCUCGUGGCCAAGUGCGAGGACCUGUUCAUGGGCCGCCAGAAGAAGGAGAUGCACUUCAACGAGAACAACUGGUCGCUCUUCAAGCUGACCUGCAACAAGCCCUGCUGCGACUCGGGGGACGCCAUCUACUACUGCGCCACCUGCUCCAAGGACCCCGGCAGCACCUACGCCGUGAAGAUCUGCAAAAGCCCCGAGCCCAAAGGGGCCUCCUACUGCAGCCCUGCGGUGCCCGUGCACUUCAACAUCCAGCAGGACUGCGGCCACUUCGUGGCCUCGGUGCCCUCCAGCAUGCUCGCCCCGCCGGACAUGCCCAAGGACGUGCCCAAGGACCCCACGCCCGCCCCGCCCGCUCAGCCCCCCGCCCAGGAGCAGGACUGCGUGGUGGUCAUCACCCGCGAGGUGCCCCACCAGACCGCCUCGGACUUCGUGCGGGACUCGGCCGGCACCCACCAGGCCGAGCCCGAGGCCUACGAGCGCCGCGUGUGCUUCCUGCUGCUGCAGCUCUGCAACGGGCUGGAGCACCUCAAGGAGCACAGGGUCAUCCACCGGGACCUCUGCCUGGAGAACCUGCUGCUGGUGCACUGCACCCCCCAGGCCUCCCCCAGCCCCCCUGCCUCCUUUUCCUCCUCCGCUGCCACCACCACCGCCACCAGCACCCCUCCCUCCACCACAGGCACUGCCCCUGCUGCUAGUCCCGCCCCUGGCCCCUCCACCACCCUCCCCGCCAGGGUCACCCCCAGCCCCCCACCUCCCCCCACCUGCCCGGGGGCGCCCAGGGAGGAGCACCUGCCCCGGCUCAUCAUCAGCAACUUCCUGAAGGCCAAGCAGAAGCCCGGCAGCACCGCCAACCUGCAGCAGAAGAAGAGCCAGGCCCGACUGGCCCCCGAGAUCGUGUCCGCCUCCCAGUACAGCAAGUUCGACGAGUUCCAGACGGGCAUCCUCAUCUACGAGCUGCUGCACCAGCCCAACCCGUUCGAGGUGCGGGCCCAGCUGUGGGAGCAGGACUACCGGCGGGAGGACCUGCCGCCGCUGCCCGCCCUGUCCCUCUACUCGCCCGGCCUGCAGCGGCUCGCCCACCUGCUGCUGGAGGCCGACCCCAUCAAGCGCAUCCGCAUCGGGGAGGCCAAGCGGGUGCUGCAGUGCCUGCUGUGGGGGCCGCGGCGGGAGCUGGUGGAGCAGGGGGGCCCGGGGGCCUCGGAGGAGGCGCUGAGCAGCACGCUGCACAACUGGAUCGACAUGAAGCGCGCCCUGAUGAUGAUGAAGUUCGCGGAGAAGGCCGUGGACCGCAGGCGCGGGGUGGAGCUGGAGGACUGGCUCUGCUGCCAGUACCUGGCGGCCGCCGAGCCCGGCGCCCUCCUGCAGUCGCUCAGGCUCCUGCAGCUGCUGUGA
Messenger RNA from Pipistrellus nathusii (Nathusius's pipistrelle), 2202 nucleotides. The record is from the annotation of a GenBank genome assembly. Lineage: Eukaryota; Metazoa; Chordata; Mammalia; Chiroptera; Vespertilionidae.